UGUAAACCCGCCGUGUGGAAACCGCCUCCUUCUCCUCCUCCUCGUUCAGCGCCCGCCCGCCAGCCCGGCCGCUGUCAUUCGUCCAAGUCAAGCCAGCCGGUGCGAUCGUGGCGCUGGUGGAGUGGAGCGUCGAGAGCCGCAUGUAAAUGAACCGCCUCCGCUUCUGUCACCUGAGGAUCGAGUCGGGCGAACCGCAUGUCCCGUCUUCCGCGGCGGCUCCCCGGACUCCUUUUUGACGCUUUGUGCGGGGGAUCUGAAGAGAUUAAACUGCGCUGCCGUGGAGCAAAACGCUGCCCGCUAAUCGCUGCCUUUCCUCGGCGCUGGCUGUGCCUCGCUACAACUCGGAGUGCUUCUCUGCUGCCCCCUGGUGACCAUGUGGAGCAUGAGCGCCGUGAUCCUGGCCCUGGCCGUCGCCGUCACCCUCGGCUCGGCAGACCCCGACACGCAGAGACCGCGACACGACUCCAACUUGGAGAUCUACAAGCGGCUGUUUGAGACGAAGAGGAAAGAUCAGCUGAACGCCCUGAAGAACCUGGUGGAGCUGAACGACAUCAACCAGCAGUACAAGAUCAUAGACAUCAUGCUCAAGGGGCUUUUCAAGGUGUUGGAGGACUCCAGACAAAUCCUAGUGGCAGCUAACAUGCAGCCCGAUGACCCCUUCCCUCUGGAUGAUAAGAUCAAAGAAGCUUACUCCCAUGUGGUGGAGAACACGGCGUUUUUCGGCGACGUGGCGCUGCGCUUCCCACGCAUCGUCCACCACUACUACGACCGCAACGCCGACUGGGGAGGGCUGCUGCGCUGGGGGCUGAAUUUCUGCAACCAGACCGGAGUUUUCACAGGAGGAGCCCACCAACAUGUCCUCACACUCAUGUCACAGGAGCUGGGAAUCACGGAGAAAUCCCCAGAUUUUAUAAAUCCAUACCGCACAGAGAGAGACGACGUUCUUCACACGGCCGAAGCUUUCCAGAAGAUCCUGAGGGAGGAGGAGAAGAGGAGGAGGAAGGAGGAGAAGAGGAAAGAAAUCCGGAAAGGCCCCCGCAUCUCCCGCUCUCGCUCCGAGCUAUAGCGUCACCCCUCGGCGGUGGCGAGGAGCCAGAGAACAGGAUCUGGAGGAGCGAACACAGGGGUCCACACGGAGUGGCCCGACAUGCAGACUGCAACGACGGUGAAGGGAACAACAGCUGCCGUCCAUUGUACCAUACAGAAGUGAAGGCGCUCCGACGGAAAGAAUGGAGGAGCCAUCGCUGCGACACGAUAACGCGUUUAUUCAGAGGUUAGUCAGGUUCUGAUCGAGGCUCGACAUCGGCGCCGAUGUCUAAUUGGAGAAUCUAACUUUGUGCUCCGGGAGGAUUCUAGGACAACAACGGAAAAGUCAAACCUACAGAGGCGGACGGAUUUAUUGGCACGCCUGGUAAAGAUGUGGAAAUGCAUCUUUUGGAAAAACCCUAAUUCAUGCUUAAACCUCCUUCGAGUGUUUGUCGCUGAAAAUCCCAAACUCAGUUUCCAGUUAAAGUCCGAGCGUGUUUAUACUUGUGAUGUUAGAACCUAAAAAGGCUUUUUCUUGUUUACUCCCAAACAAUUGAAAACAGUUAAUUGAAAUUGAUCAAUUUAAAAAAAAAGUCAAAGUAUAAGAAAUUCUUUUUGCGUUCUUGUUUUAAAGAGAUCGCUACAAGCACCAAUAUUUGUCCUCUACUGAUUUUGUUAAAGAAUUACAAACUAAAUAAUAAAAUUUAGCAACAUUUUCUUAGUGCUGGACCACACUGCUGCGUUGAAAAAUAUAAAUUUAAAGCAAUAUACACGUCUUUACCAGGGGAGCCAACAGAUUUUCCAGUUUCCUGCGCUGUAUUGGGUUAUACGGUAACUGAACUUUGGCAUAUUAUUCAUUUAAAAAGUUUACUUCAGAACUUUACAAACCCCUAAUGUAUUGUCUGGUCCAGAUCUAAUGUGUGUAAAAUCCCAUAUGCUUUAAAUAUGUGUCAUUAUUUAAACAUUUAUAAAUUGACCUCGUUUAACCUUGGCCUGUUUUGUAGUGAGAGAUGAGCUCAACUACUUUGUCAUUUUGAGGGGUACGUUUUUUUUUUUGUUUUUGUUUUGUUUUUUGGGGGUUGUUUUUUGUAAAAAUGAAAAAUCUCCCUGUAAUUGCUGCUUAAAGUUGUGGGGAUGGCUCUUAUUUUGUUUGCCUG
Molecule: messenger RNA, 2183 nt
Organism: Poecilia latipinna (sailfin molly)
Lineage: Eukaryota; Metazoa; Chordata; Actinopteri; Cyprinodontiformes; Poeciliidae
Gene: ccdc134
Product: coiled-coil domain containing 134
Exons: 7
Coding region: 374-1066 (230 amino acids)
Source: RefSeq, a predicted model, not a curated record